Messenger RNA from Diachasmimorpha longicaudata, 2530 nucleotides. It is a transcript of the gene Rab14, whose product is annotated as ras-related protein Rab-14. NCBI's taxonomy places the organism in Eukaryota, Metazoa, Arthropoda, Insecta, Hymenoptera, Braconidae. Gene Ontology annotation, cellular component: trans-Golgi network; Golgi apparatus; phagocytic vesicle. The transcript is spliced from 7 exons. The coding region runs from base 260 to 916 and encodes 218 amino acids. Gene Ontology annotation, molecular function: GTPase activity; GTP binding. Gene Ontology annotation, biological process: Golgi to endosome transport; defense response to bacterium; endocytic recycling. The record is from RefSeq and is a predicted model, not a curated record.
GCCGCCAUAGUUGUUAGACAGUGAACUGCCAUAUUGUGUGUGUGUCGAUACACAAGAAUUUGUUUCGGUAAAUAAUUUACGGUUUAGUUAAUUGAAAAAAAAUUGAGGUGGUUAGAGCAACUCUCUUUAUUCAUGGAAUAGUGGAUAUAUUCCUGGAGCUAACGGCGAUUUUUGGAAUCGAGCUGUCGCCGGAGGUGGACGAGUUAACGGGGUUUUAAUAAGUUUCUUGGAAAACACCUUCUGACCACAAAGAUUCAAGAUGUCGGCAGGACCUUACAAUUACUCCUACAUAUUUAAAUACAUCAUCAUCGGUGACAUGGGUGUUGGUAAAUCCUGUCUGUUGCAUCAAUUCACCGAGAAGAAAUUUAUGGCAGACUGUCCUCACACGAUUGGAGUGGAGUUUGGCACGAGAAUAAUCGAAGUCAAUGGUCAGAAAAUAAAAUUACAAAUAUGGGACACAGCUGGACAGGAGAGAUUCCGAGCAGUCACGAGGUCUUACUAUCGUGGGGCAGCAGGGGCAUUAAUGGUGUAUGAUAUCACUCGGCGCUCCACUUACAAUCACCUGAGUAGCUGGUUAACAGACACGAGGAAUCUCACUAAUCCCAGCACUGUGAUAUUCUUGAUUGGGAAUAAGAGCGACCUGGAGGGUCAACGAGACGUCACCUACGAGGAAGCAAAACAAUUUGCUGACGAGAAUGGUUUAAUGUUUGUCGAAGCCAGUGCAAAAACAGGUCACAACGUGGAGGAAGCCUUUUUAGACACGGCCAAGAAAAUAUUCCAGAGUAUAAGAGAUGGACGUUUGGAUCUAAAUGCUGCUGAGUCUGGGGUUCAGCACAAUCCUAGCCAGCCAGGUCGUACCAACCUACAAGGCGUCACCAGUGAGCAACAGGGAGGCAAGGACUCCUGCUCCUGUUAGACUUAUUACUAUUCUCCUGUAUAUAGGCCCACGAAAUAAGCAAUUACAAGAAGAAAAUUUCAUUAACCAAACAUAUAUUACUUACACAGACUAUAAAUAAUGGAACGUGGCGUCCCAAAUUUACACGAACACAAUAAUAAAGAGAACACUCGUCCCUUUGUCUGUUUGAAGAAGAAAAAAAAAUCCUAACGUCCAUUAAAUCUACCCUCUCUUUUUAAUAAUUAAAGGAGCAAUGGUGCAAACGAAUUUUUAAUUCUAGUUCGUUUCUCGUGACGAUAAAUACUCAGUUCAAGUACUGGUGUCAUUGGCAAUCAAUCAAUAAAUAUGGAAUAUUACAAAACAAGGUAAAAUGAAGUUGUGAAAUAGCUUUGGGAAAAUGUCUUAUCGUUACUUUUGUUGUUAAAUUACUCAUCACUCAUUUGACAGAAUAAGAAUUAUUUUUUGUGUUCAGAUAUUUCUGAAGUGAUUCUCCUCGUUGAUGAGUAAUUUUUGAACAGAAAAAAAUCGAAAAUAAAAUAAUUCUCUUGAUAACAGAGUAUUGAAUCAUUGGAUAUUAAAGCAAUUUCAUCGAUUACAAACAGUCAAAUUUGUAGUAAUUAUGCACUUCGCCGUAUAGUUAUUAUCUGUUCAGCUAUUUCUCAACCGAUUUCUCUCGCUGAUAAAGGAUUUUAGUGCAUGAAAAGCUCGAAGUCGAGACAACUCGUCAAAAAUGUGAAAAUUACAAAAGCACAAUUGAUAGUGACCUUUUCCUCAAAUGAAUUCACAAUUUUAUUUUCACAAAAUCGAAAAAUAGUUAUGGAAUGUGGGAUUGAUGAUUUAAGCCCGUCUUAAUGAAUCACAAGAUUGGGCCUAAAUAGUUCUAAUUACCGCGCUUAAGAGAAAGGUUUUAUUAAUUUAAAUGGUAAUAAAAAUAAAAUGAUCAUGUAACCCACGAUGGAAGAUGCCUUGGAGUAGGCUUUCCCCAUGGAAGUCAAAGGAAUGGAGAAAUAGUCUAUUUUGUGUCUUUACUUCCAUGAUUUAUCGAUGUGCAUUCAGUCGCGUGUAUAUGUUUGAACUGGACAAAUUCGAUGUAUCGAAGGUAAUGAUCAAGCAUUUGAGAAUUGUAAAGAUCAAUGAAUUUAGCACCGUUUUUUCUAAACUGCGAGGUGAAAGCGUUUAUGAAGUUAUAAUUAAUUGGAAAAGAGUAGAAUCGAUUUUUAACACUAGUGGGUAUUUUUAAAAUUACACGCAAUUACACGGGAAUAAAAAUAAACGUUUGUAGUUUAGAAUUUUAGGAGUGUUAAAUUUAUUGAAAACCAAGAGAGUGAAGCAGUAAUGAAAUCAUUGAAGAUGUAAGAAAUAUUUAAGUGAGAAUGUAGCUUAUUGUCCUGUCCAUUAAGCAUUGAUGUUUUAUUUCACAUUAAUUUACGUUCCCUUUGUAAUUGUAAAAUUUAAGAAUCUAUUGUUUGUAUCAAAUUUCAUGAAUGAGUAUACAAGUGAUAUUAACCAAUUGUUGUAAUAAACAAACGGAGAACCUGCCUGUAAAACAAAUCUAUUCUUUCUCUGACGCAAUUACAUUCACUCAGAAUUAUUAGGUUGAAGUUAUCAAAAUAAAUUGUUCAUGAAUGAGGGAAA